AUGGAUCCCCAAUGCCUACGUAUUCUUUCUCUGGACGGUGGAGGCAUCCGUGGCCUGUCUAGUCUCUUGAUUCUCGAGAAUCUGAUGGAAGGUCUCCGUGAAGCAAAUGGGCUUGACAAAGUUCCAAGACCUUGCGAAUGGUUUGACCUCAUUGGCGGCACCAGCACUGGAGGAAUUAUUGCAAUUAUGCUCGGAAAAUUAGGCAUGACAGUAGACGAUUGUAUCAGAGCGUACAAGAAGGUUGCACAGCAAGCCUUCACCCCCAAGCCGUGGGCGAUUAUCCCAGGUAGACCAAACGGCUCUUUCUCUGCCACACAGCUUGAGGCUGCUAUCAAACAGACAGUCCGAGAGUAUUGCAUCAAUUCCGCGUGCCUCGAACAAAGAAAGCAUGGUGAGACCACGGUUGAAAGUUGUCCUCAUGAAGGCAUGCACUUUCGCGGCGAGUCAUCCACCAAGACAGUCGUACUGGCAAUCACGAAAGAUAAUGUCGAUGCUCUUCCGACUCUGUUCACAACGUAUGACACCUCCGCAAGUCUUGACGGAUGUACCAUCUGGCAAGUCGCCCGAGCUACAUCCGCAGCAACAACAUUCUUCAAGCCGAUCCGUGUUGGCAGGGACGAUAUCGAGUUCAUAGACGCGGGCUUUGGAUACAAUAACCCAUGUGAGGUUCUCAUUGCUGAAGCACAGGCCCAGUUCCCCAAUCGGAAGAAGAUGCAGGUUCUCAGCAUUGGCACCGGCCUUGGAGAUGUCGUGAGUAUCAGCGACACCAGAAAGUCUAUCCUCAAAGCCUUGAAGAGUAUGGCAACUACUUCAAGGAAAGUAGACUCUAGGUUGGUCGAACAAUACAGCGACGAGGGUGUCUAUUUCCGCUUCAAUGUCGACAGAGGACUUGAUGACGUUACGCUUUCGGAUUGGGAAAAGUCAAGCAAAAUCUCUGCUCACACUCGGAAUUACUUGGAGGAGAACAGGAGGGCCACCAGGAGAUUUAUUAACUGUCUGACACAACACAUUGAGGUGAAUCAUGCCACAAUUUCGGCUGAAGUAUCCCAGGAGCCAACUGUCACCACCAAUCAUUGGAUCCCGUUCCCUGAGAACCCAGACUUCAUUGGACGUACAGCCGUCGUCAGAAAACUCAAGGAAAAGCUAUUCGACACAAACCGUCGCAGAAAGGUUGCACUGGUCGGUCUCGGUGGGAUGGGGAAAACACAAAUAGCCCUUCAUCUGGCUUAUUCGGCAACUACACUUCAGCAAGGCUGGUCCGUUUUCUGGCUGCCAGCCUUCAGUAUGGCCGGAUUUGAACAAGAAUGCGCAAAGCUUGUCAAGAAUCUUGGCAUUCAGUACUCGGAGAGCGAAGAUGUCAAAGAGGUUUUACAACGAUAUCUCAAUUCGGGGAGAAUUGGCAGGUGGUUUCUGAUUAUCGACAAUGCAGAUGAUCUGGAGAUUCUCAACCCAUCCGAUGGCACUGCCAAAGGCAUUUUCGACUUUAUACCAAACCACGUUGAUGGACGGAUCUUAUUCACCACUCGUUUUAGGCGGGUGGCUGUGGCGGCAGCGAAGAACGAGGUGGUGAAACUAUCUGAGAUGGACUUCGAAGAAGCCUCGGAAUUGCUCCAAGCAUCCUUCAUCAAAGAUGAUGGAUUCUGGGCCGAAGAAAUGCGGCAUGAAGCGACUAUUAUCAGGCUGCUCAACAUCCUUACAUAUCUUCCCCUGGCGAUUACACAAGCAACAGCAUACAUGAACACAAACCAGACGUCUAUAAAAGACUACCUUAAGCUUUUCGAACACACAGACAGGAAGAAUACCAUGGAGCUCCUCGAGCAUGGACAGGAUGAUGAGACCUACUACGAUAAGUCACAAAGUGCUGUGGCUACGACUUGGACCGUAUCUUUCAACCGCAUCCGCAGCUCUAACCCAAAGGCAGCUGAUAUACUUUCAUUUAUGUCUACUAUUGAGCCAAAGGCAAUUCCUCGAUCUCUACUCCCAGUCCCUGAGACAGAACAACAGCUAGAGCAAGCGAUCGGGACACUUCUCGGAUAUGGUUUUUUGACUCGAAGAGGUCAGGAAGCAAUAUACGACAUACACAGACUAGUACAUUUAGCGGCACUGAGAUGGAAUGAAGAGGGCCAAUAUGCGCAGGACGUUCAACAGCUGGCCCUCGCACACGUUGCUAAGAUAUUUCCAUAUUAUGAAUGGGAGAAUCGAGAGUUCUAUCGGCAGUACCUACCACAUGCUCAAAGGCUUCUUGAUAUCACUGAUGGCAUCGAGAACGAGGCUGCAUGUAUGCUUGGAUACAAUGUCGGCACAUGUCUGUUGGCAGAAGGACAGAGAGAAAGAGCUAUUCACAGGUUGAAGCAUGUGGACAUGGUUCAAAGACACAUAUUCCCAGACAAUCAUGUCAAUCAGUUGUUAACACAGCGACGGCUUGCAAAUGCAUAUGUUGAGAAUGGGCAACUUGAAAAGGGAAAACGGCUUCUUGAAUACGUGGUUAAAAUUGAAAAAGGAAUACUUAAAGAAGAUGAUUCGAAUCGACCCACAUCAAAAAGGUUGCUUGCAAACGCAUAUUUAAAGAAUGGGCAAAUUCGGGAGGCAAUUGGACUCCUGGAGGAGAUCGCGUCGUCGAUUCAAGGGAAGCCAGCAGAGGACAACGGGGAACGACUAAUCUCACAGCACCAGCUUGGAGUAGCAUAUCUUGAAAAUGGACAAAUCAAAGAGGCACUAGAGCUACUAAAGUAUGUGGUCGCAAGGAAGAAGGAAACACUACCUGAGGAUCAUCCUGAGCAGCUAGUAUCACUGCAUGAGCUUGGGAGGGCAUAUCUCAGCAAUGGGCAGAGCAAAGAGGCAAUAGAGCUACUAGAGUUUGUGGUCGCAAGGAAGAAGGAAACACUACCUGAGGAUCAUCCUGAGCAGCUAGUAUCACUACAUGAGCUUGCAAGUGCAUAUCUCAGUAAUAGGCAGAGCAAAGAGGCAAUAGAGCUACUAGAGUUUGUGGUCGCAAGGAAGAAGGAAACACUACCUGAGGAUCAUCCUGAGCAGCUAGUAUCACUGCAUGAGCUUGCAAGUGCAUAUCUCAGCAAUAGGCAGACCAACAAGGCAAUAGAGCUAUUAGAGUUUGUGGUCUUAAGGGAGAAGGAUACUUUACCGAAGGAUCAUCCCGGUCAACUAACAUCACUGCACAACCUUGCAAGUGCAUAUCUCGACAAUAGGCAGAUCAAUAAGGCGAUAGAGCUACUAGAGUUUGUGGUCGCGAGGAGUAAGGAAAUAUUACCGAAGGAUCAUCCCGGUCAACUAACAUCACUACACAACCUUGCAAGUGCAUAUCUCAACAAUGGGCAGAUUAAUAAGGCGAUAGAGCUACUAGAGUUUGUAGUCACGAGGAGUAAGGAAAUAUUACCGAAGGAUCAUCCCGGUCAACUAACAUCACUACACAACCUUGCAAGUGCAUAUCUCGACAAUGGGCAGAUCAAUAAGGCGAUAGAGCUACUAGAGGGUAAAAACAAGGCCGAGGACAGCGACUUCAGACACGAGAACGCGUCGACGAGUAUACCUGCACAAGAAGGCAAUGUGACCCGACAAGUUGACGACUUCGCGCCACCCACGCGUCUGACUGGCAAAGAUCGUAGACAAGGAAGGCGGAGCCAAGAAAGGCGGAAAAGACUCGCGGAAAUGGAAGUAUCGACAAACGGCGAGCCUUCUUCCACUCAGCGCAAAAAGACAAAAACAGCCCUCCUGAACAGUGACCUGAUUGACGAUUUGCAGAGCGUCAUUGGAUCCACCGGUUCAGCUAUGAAUGAAUACAUCAUCCGACCUGUUGGCGCAGAGGACACGGACCUUGCGGUUAAAGAUUGUACUCAGCUCUUUAAGAACAGUCACGGUGUUCACUUCGUUAUCAGGGUUAUCCAUUGGCUGCGGAAAGACCCGAUAAAUGCAGUAGUAUGGAAUGCUCUGGAGGGAAAAGAGUUGAAGGAGGCUCUUAUGAGGUCGUUGUAA
Fusarium sp. VM40 is the source of this 3987-nucleotide messenger RNA. NCBI's taxonomy places the organism in Eukaryota, Fungi, Ascomycota, Sordariomycetes, Hypocreales, Nectriaceae. The record is from the annotation of a GenBank genome assembly.